UAUCUCUCUCUCUCUCUCUCUACACCAUAUCUUUCUCUCUCCUCGCCAUCGCCAAAUCCGGCGAGAUUAAUGGAGUAUAUAUAUGUAAUUUAUUUUUCAUGAUCCAUUUUACAUUCCACUACGACAGCACGAUUUGAUACACCCACUCAUUUGUUACAGUGCAUAGAUCACUAUAAGCGUGGUCUAUUCAUUUAUUGCCGUUCGAUCAAUCUCGUGCUUCGUGACGAUAGAUUUUAGUUCACCGGGUUGUACGGUGAUGCUUGAUUGAUCAUCAAGGAUUGAGAGUUCUUGUCUGGAUUUGGUGCUAAGUCGAGACCUAUGUCGGGGCCAUUGGAUCGGUUCGCGAGGCCAUGCUUUGAAGGGUCCUCUGGUAAUGAUGAGAGAAGAGAAAGAAAAUCUGAUUUUGAGAACUCAGAGGAUGAAAGAAGGACAAGAAUUGGUUCACUGAAAAAGAAAGCAAUAAAUGCAUCUACCAAGUUCAGACAUUCUCUCAAGAGAAAGAGCAGUAGAAGAAAGAGUGACGGUCGAGUUAGCUCUGUCUCAAUUGAGGAUGUACGAGAUGUUGAGGAGCUACAAGCUGUUGAUGCAUUUCGACAAGCUUUGGUAUUGGAUGAAUUGCUACCUGAAAAACAUGAUGACUAUCAUAUGAUGUUAAGGUUCUUGAAAGCAAGGAAAUUUGAUAUCGAAAAGGCAAAGCAUAUGUGGGCCGAUAUGAUCCAAUGGAGGAAAGAUUUUGGUGCUGACACUAUUAUAGAGGAUUUUGAUUUUGGGGAGGUAAAUGAAGUGUUAAAGUAUUAUCCCCAUGGUUAUCAUGGCGUGGAUAAGGAGGGAAGACCUGUCUACAUUGAAAGAUUAGGAAAAGUUGACGCCAAUAAGCUUAUGCAAGUUACAACCAUGGAUCGCUACGUAAAAUACCAUGUCCGAGAGUUUGAGAAAAGUUUCAAGUUUAAGUUUCCUGCUUGUACCAUCGCUGCAAAAAGGCACAUAGAUUCAAGCUUAACGAUUUUAGAUGUUCAAGGCGUUGGUUUGAAGAACUUUACCAAGACUGCACGGGAACUCAUUACGAGGAUCCAGAAGAUUGAUGGUGACAACUACCCUGAAACACUCCACCAAAUGUUUAUCAUCAAUGCUGGUUCUGGUUUUAAGAUGGUUUUGAAUAUGGUUAAGUCUUUUCUAGACCCCAGAACAACAUCCAAGAUUCAUGUUCUUGGAAACAAGUACCAGAACAAGUUGCUCGAGUUUAUUGAUGCCAGUGAGUUGCCAGAUUUUAUGGGGGGUAGAUGUACCUGUGCGGAUAGCGGGGGUUGCCUUCAUUCCGAUAAAGGGCCAUGGAAAAACCCAGAAAUAUUGAAGAUGGUUCUAAAUGGUGAAGCACAGUGUGCUAGACAGGUUUUUAAAGUUCUAAACAGUGAAGGAAAGGUAGUUGCGUAUGCUAAGCCACAGUACCCAAUGAUAAAAGGCAGUGAUACAUCCACUGGGGAGUCGGGGUCUGAAGCUGAAGAUAUUGCUUCCCCCAAAGCAAUGAGGAAUUAUUCACAUCUUAGGUUGACUCCUGUUCGUGAAGAAGCUAAAGUUAUUGGAAAGGCAAGCUCUGCUGCUAGCUUCUCAGGAUAUGACGAAUAUGUUCCUAUGGUCGAUAAGGCUGUUGAUGCUGGAUGGAAGAGGCAAGCAUCCUUCCAAAAGCCUUCUGCAUCCAAAGGCACAUUUCAACCGCCUUAUACUCAAAAGGCACCAGAAGGGCUCCGUGCUCGGAUAUUGGCAGUGCUUAUGGCCUUCUUCUUGACCCUUUUUGCACUGUUCCGUUCGGUGGCAUUCCGUGUAACAAAGAAACUUCCUAACUCAUUAUAUGAUCCUGACCAAAAUAUUCAGGAACUUGCCCUUGAUGUGUCCAAGGAGGAGGAGCUCCGCCCCCCUUCUCCAACUCCAGCAUACACACAAGCAGAACUACUUUCAUCUGUUCUAAAACGAUUGGCUGAGCUUGAAGAGAAGGUUGAUACACUUCAAGCAAAGCCAUCUGAGAUGCCCUAUGAGAAAGAGGAACUGCUGAACGCCGCUUUUUGCCGUGUGGAUGCCCUAGAAGCAGAGUUAAUUGCAACUAAAAAGGCUCUGCAUGAGGCUUUGAUGAGCCAAGAGGAAAUGCUUGCUUACAUAGACCGUCAAGAAGAGGCUAAAUUUCGGGAAAAUAAGUUUUGCUGGUAAGAGGUGUUGGAUAUGAACGAGGGAGUCCCGCAAUAUGCAAGGAUAUGCUUAUACAGAUGCUGAACAAUACCACCCACCCAAGUUACUCUUCACGGGAUUUGCUGUUUAGAACAAUGUCAUCUUUCCAUAGAGAUGAAAUACAUACCCGUGAUGAAAAAAUUGUAUAAUUAAGUUUGUUUUACUUGCUCUUAUGUUGUGAGUUUCAAUUUUAUUUCAACUUUUCAUGUAAUGUUUAUAAUUUGUGGCGUUUAUGAUCAGAGUGCUUUU
Molecule: messenger RNA, 2466 nt
Organism: Cornus florida
Lineage: Eukaryota; Viridiplantae; Streptophyta; Magnoliopsida; Cornales; Cornaceae
Product: phosphatidylinositol/phosphatidylcholine transfer protein SFH8
Exons: 15
Coding region: 319-2199 (626 amino acids)
Source: RefSeq, a predicted model, not a curated record